This is a messenger RNA of Callorhinchus milii (elephant shark), 2502 nucleotides long. RefSeq names its product insulin-like growth factor binding protein, acid labile subunit (gene igfals). Bases 194 to 2047 code for a protein of 617 amino acids. NCBI's taxonomy places the organism in Eukaryota, Metazoa, Chordata, Chondrichthyes, Chimaeriformes, Callorhinchidae. Gene Ontology annotation, molecular function: protein binding. Gene Ontology annotation, cellular component: extracellular matrix. The transcript is spliced from 2 exons. The record is from RefSeq and is a predicted model, not a curated record.
UCAGUGGUGAGUGAAAGGUUUCAGUUACACCACUAAAUAGACGUAGGGAAUAUUGUCCUGGUUAACUUAGCGUGAAGACCAUUUCGUGAAGAGCUAUUCAGAGCUUUCAGAUAGAACAUCUUAAUCCUGCACCUAUUUGACUUCCUCAAUUGCAUUAGCUGAUUUGAAAACAAGAUCACUCUUUUUAUAGAAAAUGUUUCAGAACAAAAUGAACAAGUCUGUAGAAUUUCCUCUUGGACUGAUUAUUCUCUUGCUGCGGUUCUGCUUGCUGUUAGGAACAGGAUCACAGUUGUUGGAAGCGGCAAUGGGAUCAGAGGAAGGGUCAGACAGCUACAAAUGCCCACGUGUAUGCACAUGUAUCUUUGAUGACUAUAGCGAAGAACUGAAUGUUUACUGCAGCUCUCGUAAUUUUACUAAAAUCCCUGAAGGCACACCGGUUAAUGCUAAAGCCCUUUGGUUGGAUUGCAACAACUUCACGAUGCUUCAACCCUAUGCUUUCAAAAACAUGUCUAACCUGGACUUCUUGAACUUGCAGAAUGGUUUUAUAGUUAGUAUUGACCAACACGCCUUCUAUGGCCUGAAACAAUUGGUCCAUCUGCAUCUGCAAAGAAACAAGUUGAAAUAUCUGUCACCAAACACAUUUCUCCAUACUCCAUACCUUGGCUCACUUAGUCUAAACAAUAACAACUUUGGAAAAAUUGAGAAUGGGUUGUUUUUUGGCCUCUCCCACCUCUGGUACCUGAAUCUUGGAUGGAAUGUGCUGGCAGUCUUGCCUGACACAGGAUUUCAUGGUCUACUCUGCCUGAAGGAGCUUAUUUUAGCAGGGAACAGGUUAGUGUAUCUGCAGCCACAACUUUUUAUCAAUUUGAUAGAGCUAAAGGAACUUGACUUGUCUGCCAACUUGUUGAAAGUCAUAAAGGGCAACAUCUUUGUCAAACUGCAGAAGCUGCAGAAGCUUUAUAUGAGUUAUAAUCAAAUCAGCACCAUUGCACCAAGAGCUUUUAUGGGAAUGAAAUCUCUCAGAUGGCUGGACUUGUCCCACAAUCGUCUCACUGUGUUACAUGAAGAAACGUUCUCUGGCCUCCUCAACCUCCAUGUACUUCGGCUACUGAACAAUUCCAUAACAGGGUUAAGGCACAGAACAUUCAGGGACCUUCAGUUCCUGGAGGAACUUCAAGUGGGCUACAACAAGAUGAAAAGACUUUCUGAAAACAUAUUUGAUGGCUUGGUACAAUUGGAAGUCCUCACUUUGAACAAUAAUCAGAUUCAGGAGAUCAAGCCCGGGGCGUUUGCUGGCCUUCGUGACGUAGCCGUCAUGAACCUGUCCAGUAACUUAUUGAAGAAUUUACCUGAACAUGUCUUCAAAGGCCUUUCUAAUCUUCAUAGCCUGCACUUGGAAAACAACUCAAUCACAGGAAUCCAGCUGAGCACAUUUUCAGAAUUGACUGACCUUCGAAGACUUUUUUUGCAACACAAUCACAUUUCAGUUAUUGAUACUCAGAGGCACAAUGGCUUGCAAGAGCUUUUGGAGUUGGAUUUGAGGCAUAACAAAUUAACGCAGUUGUCUCCUCAGGCUUUCUUGGGUUUCCCACAACUGGAGUACCUUUUGCUCAAACGCAACCAACUUGCCUACAUCUCGGUGGACGCCUUUCAGCCCCUGCAGCGCCUCUCUUGGCUUGACAUAUCAGAAAACUUCAUUGAGUAUUUCUACAAUUACACUUUCAGACCACUAACCAAGCUAAAGUAUCUGAACCUAAAGAACAACUCAUUACAGGAAUUCCCGGGUCAUUUUCUGACCCAGCUGUCACAGCUGGAGCAGCUGUGGUUAGGAGGCAAUAAGUGGCACUGUGACUGUACGUUGAAGUCGCUCAGGGACUAUUGCCUGGCAAACCCCAGCAUCGUUCCUCGUUUCAUCGAAUCACCUGUAGAAGGAGAUGAAGCUCACACCAUGAUGUACAUAUACAACAAUAUUACGUGUACAAACUUGCAAACUGUUGCUGGCACAGAUCUCAGAGACAUCAGCGAUGACUAUUUCAGCAACUGUUAACAUGCAAGUGUUCCUGAAACAAUCUGAGAAAAUAAUUCAAAGACUUUGCCCUAACCAUGUCAAGCAGAUGGCAUUUGUAUGUAAAAUUAAUCCCGAUUGUUACCUAAUGAAACCCAAGUCCUUCUGUAUACAGAAUCUUUCAGAUUAGGAUUUAAUGCCUCUGAGGUAAUUUGUCAAUAAGAUAUUUCAUCCUGAUUUAAAUGAAAAAAAUCUAUGAAUACGAUCCUAUGUGUAAAUGAAAUUUGGCUGUUCGUGUUUACAAUAUCAAGGACCACAGAACAUAAGAUACUUUAUAAAUUUAGUUAAAGCCGUGUACAUUUUGUGAGGUUACCAUGUAAAUCAGAAAUGAUCAAUGUUAACAUUGUAUCCUGUUAAGAGAUUGGACCUCUGGUGGUGAGGGAUAACUUCACAAGGAUCUUUAAUAGUUUACAUAAUAAAUCGCAUUACUUAUUUUA